Limanda limanda (common dab) is the source of this 927-nucleotide messenger RNA. RefSeq names its product carbonic anhydrase IV b (gene ca4b). Gene Ontology annotation, molecular function: carbonate dehydratase activity; zinc ion binding. Gene Ontology annotation, cellular component: plasma membrane. Bases 1 to 927 code for a protein of 308 amino acids. The transcript is spliced from 8 exons. The record is from RefSeq and is a predicted model, not a curated record. Lineage: Eukaryota; Metazoa; Chordata; Actinopteri; Pleuronectiformes; Pleuronectidae.
AUGCUGCUCGUAGCUGUUUUAUUUUUGCUUGCAUCUUUCCUGAGGAUUGUCUCAGGCUCAGAUUGGUGCUACCAGUCCCAAGUCACAUGCAAUCACACCUGUGCAGGUCCAGAGACAUGGGGACUUGUGGCUCAGAAUUGCAGCGGCAGAUCUCAGUCUCCUGUUAACAUCGUGACGAGGAGAGCACUUCAAGAUGAACGCCUCACUCCUCUUUACCUCACAGGCUUUCAAGAGACUUUUCAUAGCCACAUCAUGAACACCGGACACGGUGUUAAACUGGAUUUGCCCAGCAAUAUGAGGAUCCACGGAGGAAUGCUACCUGCCACGUACAAGGCCAUUCAACUUCACCUGCAUUGGGGCAAAGAUGGAGGGCCGGGUUCUGAGCACUUAAUCGAUGGAGAACAAUUCCCAAUGGAGAUGCAUAUUGUUCAUAUAAAAGAAAAAUAUGUCUCCUUAUCUGAGGCCGUCACAGACCGCACAGGUGUGGCUGUGCUUGGAUUCUUCUUUCAGGAGUCUGAAUUUGUAAAUAAGAAAUUUGGUCCCAUUAUAAAGGCUCUGAAAUACAUCCAACAACCCAACAACAGCACUACACUGAGGGGGGUGUCGCUGGACAUGUUCACUCCGCCGCAGAAAAACAUGACCAAGUACUUUCGCUAUGACGGUUCCCUCACUACACCGGACUGUGCUGAAGCUGUCGUCUGGACUGUGUUUGAAGACACUAUUCCUCUGAGCAGGCAACAGCUCACUGCCUUCUCCCAGCUCCAGUUCUCUGAUGGAAAGCCAAUGGUCAGAACCUACAGACCAGUGCAGCCCUUGAAUGAGAGGCAGGUGUAUUACUCCAGAGGCCAUGUGGCAGCAGUGAGCACUGUGUUACUCAUACUGGCAGCGCUGGUUCCCAGUGCACUCUCCCUGCAAACCACAGCAUGA